AUGGCAACAACAGAGACAACACCUCGUUAUCGAAAUUUUUCAAAUAAUAUGCCAUCACCAUUAAAUUCAAAUCCUCAUGCAUCAUCAUUAAUAACUGUUGAAAAAGAACCUGAGCGUGAUCCUGAAUAUGAUUGUUUUAUGUGUCGCCAAGCACAUGUUUAUAUUAAACCAAUUGGUAUGCAACAAGAACGUCGUGUAGCACGUCAUCAUCCACCAUCGUUAUCACGUGCAGAAAUAGAUGCAUUAAGUCGAAAGAAAAAUUUAACAAAACAAGAAGCAAGAAAAUUAUUACAAUGUUAUUUUCCUGAAAUAAAAAAUGUUAAAUAUUUUCAAUUACACAAAUAUCAUUCAUGUUGUUAUGAUCCAAGACAUUUAAAUUUAUGUAAAAAUCAUAUAACUGCAUUACAACAUGAACGUGAACAAUAUUGUGAUCAUCAUUAUCAACAUCAAAAUCAAUAUGAAAAUGAUGAAAAUCGUGAUAAAGAUUAUGAAGGAGAAGACGAACCACAUAAUAGAGUUAGUUUUGUACGAAUUAAAAUUGAACCAACCAAAGGUAUACCAACAAGAUUUCUUGGUCCAGCAGCUUUGCCUGAAUCACUUGCUAAUAUGCUUAUCAAACAGGUUAAUCGUCUAGAAAAUAAAAAGGUACCACCAUCAUUUAAUUCAAAUUAUACAAUAGAACCAUAUAAUGUUAGACGAGUAAACAUUCCUCAUGGUUCAGAUGAUGAUAAUGAUGAAGACGACGUCGAUGAUGAUGAUGAUCAAACGACACAUGUUAAAGAAAAAAAAUCAACAAAUGGUGACUUAAUAGUUGAAGAUUUAGAUGAAUUAAAUCGUUUAUAUAUUAAUCGUCAAAAUCCAACAGAUAUUGAUGAAAAUCCAGAUUUUUUUUCGAAACCAUUAAAAAAGAAAAAACGAAAAAAAAGUACAAAGAAAAAAAAUCUUCAUGAAAAUCCUAAAUCAAAAUUAAAACAUUGGGAAUUAUUGGCAUUAGAACAAAACAAAAUAAAAGACACAUGUAAUUGUCGUCAUCAUGUUAUGCAUGUUGAAGAUAAUCAAGUUGUUUACGAUUGGUGUCGAUGUAAAGAUCAUCAACAUAGAGAAAUAAUGGAAAGACGUAAAUCAAUUGCACCUCCACCACCAUCACCACCUCCUCAACAAUCAACUGCACCUCCUCCACCACCUCCACCAAAACCACGUCCAAAACCACAUAAAGUACACAAAAAAUCAAUUGGUAUCGAUGCAACACAACCAACAUCAACUGAAGUUGCCCUAGCUUAUGAUCCGUCGGCAGUUGAUUAUGAUAUGAUUCAAGAAGUAAUCUAUUAUCGAACAGCAUCGGGACGAUUGAUCAAACCUGAAACAAGUAAUGCUUUUACUUAUGAUAGUCUACCUUCAUCAAUGAUGAUCAAUCAUGAAGGACCAAGUCCAAAUAAAGCUGAAGUUUUAUAUAUGACACCUAAUGGUAAAUUACAACCACUCGAAGGUGGCGGACGGAAUCGAGGAAAAACAAAGACAAUUAUUCUAUCAAAACCAGGUUCAUUAUAUAAUGGUGAAGCAUUGAUUGACACUAAACAUACAUCAUCAAAUAAUCGAACUUCAAAUACUAUGCCUGUAUUAAAAUUACCCUCAACAUCAAAAUCAUCAAGACAACAUUCACGUGAUAAUAAUAGGGAAUAUCAACCGACAGAAUUUACAUUGGCGACAUUUUCUUCUGAUAAAGCUGUAGGUACACCUGAUUCACAACGAAAUUUAAGAACUGUUCCAAUGUUAAUGCAAAAAAGUACAAAACCAACUUAUAGUAAUCAAAAUCCAACACCGGAUUAUGGACGUGAAUCAAGUGUUGUUGCUAGUCGUCGUUGGUUUGAUCAACCACUUGGUGAUCAAAAUUUACGUCCAGUACAUGAUGGUCAAUAUGGUUUAAUUGCUGGUACAUCAACAGAUACAUAUCAAACUAAAGCUGAAUUAUCUGAAAAUUAUAAUAAUAAUACAAAAUCAAAUGCACCAAAAAAUACAAGCAAUUGCACAAUAUCAUAA
Messenger RNA from Rotaria sordida, 2037 nucleotides. NCBI's taxonomy places the organism in Eukaryota, Metazoa, Rotifera, Eurotatoria, Philodinida, Philodinidae. The record is from the annotation of a GenBank genome assembly.